AUGGCCGUGAGAGCCUGUGGCCUGAUAAUCUACAGGAGGCUGCAGCCCGCAGCCACUUCAAAGGUCGCCGACACCAUCGAGUACCUCCUCCUGCAGACGUCCUAUGGGACCCACCACUGGACCCCUCCCAAAGGCCACGUGGAUCCAGGAGAGGAUGACCUCCAAACAGCCUUGCGGGAGACUCAGGAAGAGGCUGGUCUCCAGGCCGCUCAGCUCACCCUCGUGGAUGGCUACAAGAAGGAGCUGCACUACCCAGUCAACGGCAAACCCAAGACCGUCGUUUACUGGCUGGCAGAAAUGAACGACUAUAACACGGAAAUCAAGCUCUCCGAGGAGCACCAGGCUUUCCAGUGGCUGAAGCUGGAGGAUGCCUGCAAAUUUGCAGAAUAUGAGGAUAUGCAAGCAAUGCUGAAAGAUGCACAUCAGUUUCUUUGCUCCAGAAAAUAAAUGCAUUGUGGAGGAUAAGGGAAACUUCUAAA
Tinamus guttatus (white-throated tinamou) is the source of this 479-nucleotide messenger RNA. RefSeq names its product nudix hydrolase 2 (gene NUDT2). Gene Ontology annotation, molecular function: bis(5'-nucleosyl)-tetraphosphatase (asymmetrical) activity. Gene Ontology annotation, biological process: AMP biosynthetic process; ATP biosynthetic process. The record is from RefSeq and is a predicted model, not a curated record. Lineage: Eukaryota; Metazoa; Chordata; Aves; Tinamiformes; Tinamidae.